UGCCAAGGGGGGGGGGGGGUAGGCAAGAGGGUCAGUCUGUUCUACCCCCCUCCAGCCAUGGCAGAUGAUUGCGAGUUAGGCGUGUGUUUGAGGGGUGUGUAUGGAGCAUGUGGGGUUAGAAUGAUUAGCUCCACGUGAGAAGUGUUGUAGCUCGGUCUUGCCGGAAUCAAAGUUAAGGCCCUCUCUUGCCCCCCAGUGCCUGAGUUCCUCAGUGCAGUGCAGUUUUCUUCCAAGGAGGGAGAGGCCACUAGUUGGCAGAUAUCAUCAGCAUAUCCAAAGCGGCCGCGGCGGGCGCGUACGGAGCCUUAUUUGAAAAUGGGCUCAAUAAAAAGCAUAAAGAGGAUGGGGGAUAUUGAAGAGCCUCGUGGGAGACCUACUAGAACCUCAAAUGUCUGGCUCAUGUGGUUCCCUAGGCGCAGGCUGGCUGCUCGAUCCUGGGUGAAGCUAGUUACCCAUCGGACCACAUUGGUAGGCCAGCCCUGCUCUCGGAGCCGUCCAAUCAGUCGCCCUAAAAAGACAGCAUCAAAGGCGCCUUGCACAUCCAGUGUGAGCAUAGAGGCCUUCAGACCCCGUGCCCAAGCUUCCUCAACAUCAUGAACCAGUGCCGCAGUUAGGUCUGUGGCGGAACGGAGUGGGAGGGCACCAAACUGUUGUGGCUGAAGGACCUUAUACUUGAUAGCUAUCCAAAAGGGCCGUGGGUAUUUACUGAACAGUCUGAUUAGUUUGUACAGAUAUCAUGUGAUACAGGAAUCGUAGAAGGACAUGCAUUCAGCUAGUUAUGACCUGAGGCACUAAAUAACAGUAAGACCACGACUACUGUCUCAGGCUUUCAAAUAAUCCCUUUAAAGUAUCCCUCGAAACUAUCCCACCGCUCUCAGACAUAUCUAUCUCAAGGAAUCCUCUAGCUAACGC
Molecule: messenger RNA, 912 nt
Organism: Aspergillus glaucus CBS 516.65
Lineage: Eukaryota; Fungi; Ascomycota; Eurotiomycetes; Eurotiales; Aspergillaceae
Exons: 1
Coding region: 316-597 (93 amino acids)
Source: RefSeq, a predicted model, not a curated record